This is a messenger RNA of Lolium rigidum, 3414 nucleotides long. Its product is annotated as putative disease resistance protein RGA1. The transcript has 5 exons. The record is from RefSeq and is a predicted model, not a curated record. Gene Ontology annotation, biological process: defense response to fungus. Lineage: Eukaryota; Viridiplantae; Streptophyta; Magnoliopsida; Poales; Poaceae. Gene Ontology annotation, molecular function: ADP binding. The coding region runs from base 1 to 3414 and encodes 1137 amino acids.
AUGGCGACGGUCGGGGGUAUGCUCGCCUCUUCCAUCAUCAAGGUGGUGAUUGGACAGAUCGGUUCCACCAUCGGAGGCGAGAUCAAGCUGCACUGGAACAUGAAGAAGGAUCUCGAGAAUAUGAAGAAGACGCUAGAGGCGGUGGAGGCUGUGCUCAGCGACGCCGAGAGGCAGUCUGUCACCGAUAACUCGGCGCUUUUGUGGUUGAAGCGUCUCAAGGACGCCAUGUACGACAUCUCCGACAUGCUUGAUGACUUUGAAGCUGACACCAACCUGUGGUCAGCUACAAUGAAUAAGAUUAAGAUGCCACGUAAGAUGAAGAAGAUGCAAAAGCGCCUAGAUAAGAUAGCAGAUGAUCGUAGCAAUUACCGUGUUCUACCAGAAAAUUGCACCGAGGAGAAGCAAGUUCCUGAUACCCGGGAGACAGCCGGGAAUGUGGAGGAAGUAGAAAUCAUCGGAAGGACCAAUGAAAAGCUGGAAAUCUUGGAUCGUAUAUGUGGGAGCACCACUCAAGAGACCACCAUCCUUCCCAUAUGUGGCAUUGGAGGCAUUGGAAAAACCACCUUAGCGAGAUUAGUUUUCAGUGAUCCUGAGUUCAAAGAAUACUCUCGGGUGUGGGUCUACGUAUCCCAGAAAUUUGAACUGAAAAAGAUUGGCAACACCAUAAUAUCACAACUAUCACCGGGGAGCCCGAUAUCUGAUGAUUUGCAUAGUAUUCAUACUCGUCUCCGAGAGCUGUUUGCUGGUACGAGGAUCCUGGUCAUUUUGGAUGACCUGUGGGAGAACAAGACUUCUCACCUACACGAAUUGAAGGCUAUGCUGAAGCAAGGUGAUGGGAGCAAGGUGCUGGUUGUGGUUACCACACGUGAAAAAAGCAUUGCACAAGAAAUUGGUACUGUUGAUCUAUUCGAAUUACCUCCCUUGUCAGAUCAAAUGUGUUGGGAUAUACUAAAAGUGAAAAGUAUGUUUGAAGCAAGGCAAGACAAAGAGCGCUUGAAGCCUAUUGGGGAGGAAAUUGCGAGAAAGUGUGGAGGAGUGGCUUUAGCUGCUCAAUCACUUGGACACAUGUUAAAAUCCAAGACAUAUGAUGUAUGGGAUUCCAUCAGAUCCAACCAUAUCUGGAAUCUAGCUACGUCCAAAGAAACGUCGUCUACACAUGAAGUGCUUGCAUCCUUGUUGUUAAGCUACAACUUCAUGCAUCCACACUUGAAGUUAUGCUUUGCUUAUUGUGCAAUCUAUCCAAAAGGCCACAACAUGAAUACUUAUGAUCUAAUCCAUCAAUGGAUUGCUCUUGGAUUCGUGGAGCCAUCUAGUACAUUCUCUACCUGGCAGCUCGGUGAGAGUUAUAUUAUGAAGCUUCUAGAGAUGUCAUUUCUUCAACAUUCAAAGAUUGACACUGGAUAUUUGAAACGAGGAACAGAUGGUACGCUGGUCAUCAUGCAUGACUUGGUGCAUGACCUCGCAAGAUCGGUUAUGGCUGAUGAAUAUAACUUGGAGGGCUCCAACUGCCGCUAUGCAUGGCUGGCAGAUUGUAGGGAGCCAUUGAAGUCAUCAACAAAUUCACCUACAAAGAUAAGGGCACUGCAUUUUGCAGACAAUCUUUGGGUCAGAGUUUUGAAUAGUGAUGCAUUUUCACCAGCUAAGCACGUCCGUGUCUUAGAUUUAUGUGCAGGCGAGAUGCAUGAAAUGACAGAUUCUAUUGGUCAACUGAAGCAGUUGAGGUAUCUUAGCUUUUCAUGUGGUGAGGUUCCAAUUAAUCCCAAAGUUAUCGGUAUGCUGUCGAAGUUGAAUUAUCUUAGAAUCUAUUCCAGGGGUCUCAGAAUAUUGCCAGAGUCGAUUGGUGAAAUAAAAGGUCUGAUGCAUCUUGACUUAUCAGGUUGUAGCAACUUAAAAGAACUCCCAUUGUCACUUGUGAAGAUCAGGGAGUUGUUGUAUCUAGAUUUAUCAGGUUGUGUUGGUGUUUCAGGAAUACCCAAAGCUUUGGGUGGCCUAACCAAACUCCAACAUUUGAGUUUAUUAGCAUGUAAAAAUCUCAGAGGGCUGCCAGAUGCCAUCCCCAAUCUCACUGAACUCCGAUAUUUGAAUCUAUCAAGGUGCUUGUUUUUUAUGUUUGACAAAUCAGGGAAUCAAGCUGAGAGUUUCAUUGACCGUAUAUGCACCCUUCCCAAUAUGAAGCAGCUGGAUUUGUCUUGUAAUCAGUAUCCUCUUAUGAUACCAGAUAGUGCAAGCCACCUGACCAAGCUGGUGCUCGAUGAGUGCUACCAAAUUCUUAGGCUUCCAGAGUGUGUAGAGAACAUUCAUUUUGGUGUCUCCGGGAGGAACUUCUCUGUGUACGCAGGUGACAUUAGCAGUAAUAUCCAUAUACUUGAGCAUGCAAGUGUUGCUGAGCUAAGCAUCUCACGGCUUGAAAAUGUAAAGUCCCCAGAAGAGGCACACAGUGUAAAUCUGAGUGAGAAACACACCAUCCGAGAUUUAACGUUGUUGUGGACCAACGGUGCAAAUAGAUCUGUGGAUGACAUGAAGUUGCUGACGGAGCUAGUGCCACCAACCACUUUGAAGACAUUUAAAAUAGGGGGUUACUGCAGUGUUGGCUUUCCAGGCUGGCUAAUGAAUAUUAGCAACCAUCUCCCUAAUCUUGUCAAGCUGACGAUGCAGGAUUUGCCAAACUGCAAGAGCCUACCGCCCUUUGGCCAACUACCCAACCUCCGAGAGAUUAGUCUCAACGGUAUGAAAAGCCUGGAAGAAUGGGACACAUCAUACUUGAGUGAUGAGAAGAGUGUGAAUGAGCUUAAAGAAUUGUGCAUAUAUGAUUGCCCCAAGUUGAGGAUAAGACCACACCUUCCAAGAGCAACAUCCUGGUUUAUAAGGAAUAGCGAUAUUGUGCUCCUACCUCAGCGGGAGAGCAUGCCACAUAUUGAUUGCCUGACAGUGACAGCUGGAGACAGCAACAUGCCUCUGCAUAAGUGGGGUUUUCUUCACCACCUACUCUCACUCCGGUAUUUAAGAAUUGAGGGUUGCAGUGAUUUGACGAUCUCACCAGAGAUAUCCGGGGCCCUCCACUCCCUCAAAUCACUUGUAAUACAUGAGUGCAGCCAUGCAAAACUAGAGGGAUUGUUCGGCGAGCUCAUAUCUCUUCAGGAACUAUCAAUAUGGGACUACAAGAAGCUAGAGGAAUUGCCCAAAUGGUUAGGAGAACUUGCAUUGCUCAAGAAACUCAAAAUCGAAUCCUGCCGUGCCAUCAUGACUCUGCCAGAGAGCAUACAAGAGCUCGCAAACCUCCAUGAAUUGGAAAUACGGGGAUGCAGCCCUGGGUUAAUGACGUGGUGUUAUGCAGAGGAGAACCGGAGAAAGCUUGCUCACAUAAAACAUAAGGCAUCUAGGGUGGCAUUUGAAUGGCGUGGAUUCAGUGUUUGA